UUGCAGAACGCUCACUUGACGUCGGCACAAAAAGAGAAAGUUAAACAGUAUACAGCAGAAUGUAUAAGAGAAACAGGUGUGAAACUCGAAGUUCUAGCUGAAGCAAAGAAGGGGAAUCUUAAUGACGACGAGGGCUUAAAGAGAUUUAUUUUCUGCUUCUUCCAAAAAUCUGGAAUCGUAACAGCUGAUGCAAAAUUAAAUAUGGAAGUAGCCUUGUCUAAACUACCAAAAGACAUAGACAAAGUGGCUGCAGGAAAAGUCCUCAGUGAAUGUAAGAAUAAGAAUGGUAAAAAUCAUGCUGACACAGCCUUCCAAAUAUUCAAGUGUUAUCAUAAAGCAACAAAACAACACGUAUACGUGAAAUUAGAUCCUGCGAAAUUUCCAGAUCUUUAUAAUAUAUUUAUGGAUUGCACAGCUAAAACUGGAAUUGAUUUAGAUAAUGUUCAAAGAAUAAUUAAUUGGAACUUUAAGAACGACGAGGUGGUUAAGAAAUAUUUGUACUGCCUCACAAAGAAUUCAGGUUACGGUGACGACAAAGGUCACUUUGUAAAAGAAAAAAUGCUUCAGAUAGUUGGUAAUCAUCCACGUAGAAGCGAUUUUGCCAACACCAUAGAUGAAUGUAAUAAAGAAAUGGGAAGUGAUAACUAUGACACUAUAUAUAGAACUGUGAUUUGUUUCCGCAACAAAUCUCCCAUACUAUUUAAAACAUAA
Danaus chrysippus (African queen) is the source of this 711-nucleotide messenger RNA. The record is from the annotation of a GenBank genome assembly. NCBI's taxonomy places the organism in Eukaryota, Metazoa, Arthropoda, Insecta, Lepidoptera, Nymphalidae.